AUGAAAUUUGCAGUAAUUUUGGCUUUCUUCGUAGCUAUUGCAGCUGUUAGCGCUGCACCAGGAAGCGAAACAGAAGUAAUGGAAACGUUUGCUAAAGAAGCCCAAAAAGUAGCCGCAGGAAUGCCUGGAGGAAUGCCUGGAGGAAUGCCUGGAGGUAUGCCUGGAGGUAUGCCUGGAGGUAUGCCUGGAGGUAUGCCUGGAGGUAUGCCUGGAGGUAUGCCUGGAGGUAUGCCUGGAGGUAUGCCCGCAAUGCCAGCAGGUGGGCCAGAAGCUAUGAAAAAGAUGGCUGAAAUGGCUAAAGAAGCUGCUAAGAAAAUGGGCAAAGCCUAA
Molecule: messenger RNA, 330 nt
Organism: Ctenocephalides felis (cat flea)
Lineage: Eukaryota; Metazoa; Arthropoda; Insecta; Siphonaptera; Pulicidae
Product: FAM10 family protein At4g22670-like
Exons: 4
Coding region: 1-330 (109 amino acids)
Source: RefSeq, a predicted model, not a curated record